CUUUACGAGCAACUGCCAUCGCUGGCCGACGAAAGUCGAGUAAAGCGCGAUGGAGCAGUACGGACGGCCGAGAAGGAAGCCUUCGCAGCAGUCAAAUGCUCCCCCUCAAGUGGCCUUCCUGUAUCCAGCAUCCAGCAAAGCAUCCCAGCCCAACCAACCACAAGGACUGUUUCCCACAAAGCCCAAACACAACAUAACCUCCCGCACCAACCACACGGCCGUGUCGUCCGACGUGAAACGUGCAUGUAGCCCCAACGUGGCGACAACAACUACCCCCUCCCCCCCAGGACUAUUUGUCACCCCCCGCGACACAUUUCCCAAGAACAUGGUGGCCGUGGUGCACAAAGUUCGCCCCAGCACGGCGUCCGCGGUCAAGUCGACCAGUUUGACCUUCCACAGUGCACCGUUAAAACCAAAUAUCACCGCUGAAUUCCCUCCAGAUAACGACAUAGCUCCCCCUCUCCGAGGCGAUGACGUGGCAGUCCCUACGCUCAAGCUUCGUCCAAGCACAGCCUCUGCGACCAAACGAACAUCACUUACCAAUAACAAUCCACGUAACCACGACACUUCGUCCCCGCAAUCACCCACAUCGACGCCACGGACGGAGCGACCGGAGAAUACCGAAUUGGACUUGACAAGUCGAGUGAGUGACGAUGGAGGCGUCGGCUACAUCCGUCGACUCAAGCAAGACAUUCAGACCAUCCAUUUCCUUCUGGCUUGUACAGACUCGGCAUCGCCACCGUCCUCCUUCUUAUCCACCACACCAAAUCACCUGUUGACUCGACGCGACAGUGUGCCGCUGCCAGCACACGUCCGAGCUGCCUUCGCACUGGCUACCCAACUGCAGGCCAACGACCAGCUAGAUCAUGUGAAAGCUACGCUAGAGCACUUGCUGUCUGAUAGCUUGACGCAGCUUAUCUCCAAAACACUCGUGGGCAGCCACGGCGCUACAACUGGAAACUCUAUCGAUGACAUAAGUGGGGGUGGCAACGACGCGGGAACAGUGUACUUGCACCACUUUUUGUCGCUUUCCCGACGAGCAGAGAUGAUCCAGAAGAAAUGUAUAACGGAGGCAGCAGAGAAGGAAUGCGUGCAGACGCAGUUGAUGGAAGUUCGUCGACAACUUGCGGACGCCCACAACGACAUUGUGCUGUUCAAGGAUACGCUAGACAAGGUGCGGGGCCCUGGACACGGCUGGUCCUUCCUUCGCUCUGAAAUGCACCGACUUGGAGGCUCGAUAGCUCAUGUUGAGGAUGCUAACCCAAUAGACACUUCAGCAUCCCCAGAUGACAAGACAGAACCUACUAAAUGUGCAGGCAUCCUCGAACAGAUGCAAGCAUUGGAGGAGAAGUAUACCACAUUGGAAACCCAGCACGCGGAAUUGCAGACUGCGCACACGAAGCUCACCAAGGAGCACGUUACUGCCAAAGAUGUCGAACUUAAUCUAUCAAACGAGUUGCAGGGGUCGCAAACGACCUGUGCAGCGCUGCGUCUAUCGUUUGAAAAGUCCGACGCUCAUUGCAAUGAACUCGUCACCACCGUUCAAUCUCUACAAGCCCAGCUGGACCUGGGACGAUCUCGAAUUCUAUCGUUGGAAUCCGACCUGGAAACCACCAACACUCAGCUGAAAAAAGCAUCGGCGGACGCAAAAACCCAAAUCCACCAGGCCCAAGUCUCGUACAUGUCGAAGCUCGACGUCGUCGGCGAAGCCGCGCGCCAGCUUCAGCUUCGUCUGCAGCACGAAUGGGAAGCCCGAUUGGCCGAAGUCGAACAAACCCAGCAAAUGCAACUGCACGUGAUGGAGACGUCGCACGGGCGGGCGCUGGCGGCGCAGGCAGACGCAUUCAGUGCCGACAAACAAGCCUGGGAUACAGAACGACUAGCGGCAACCCACGAGCACUCUGCCACAUUGGAUCAACUCUCCCGGGCAAACGAAGCCCUGGAGGCGGAGAAAACUCGCAGCCGCACUCUAGCCACUGACUGGUCUGUCCGGCUUGAAGAAAAGUCCAAGGCACUCGAAACGGUAGAGCGUCAAGUGCACGCGCUGGACGCGGCCAACCUGCAGCUCAAGCUGGCUGUGUCGGAAACGAAGAUCGCAUGGCGUCAUGAUAUGGAAACGACGUGGCUGCAGCAGAUUGCCACGUUGGAGCAUGCGUUGGCCCAGGCACGAGCCAAGCUGGACGCCGAGCGCGAAAAGUUCCACCUCGAGCUACAAGCCGAGCGCGACCGCGUCCACCACGUGGUGACGCAGGCAAAGUCCGUCGCCGAUGAGCUCGAGACGGCCAAUUUGUGUCUGGCCGAGAGGAAGCGCCAGCGCGAGGCGGAUCAAGAUGCAUUCGAAGCCCGCGAGAAGCGCGCGGCGGCGGCCAUAGCGCGACUCACGGAAGAGCUGCAGGAACUGCAGCAGCACAAAGCGCCAGCGUCGAAACGGAACUGGGACGCCGAGUGCCGGCAACUGCAUCAACACAACGACGAACUGGCGGCACAAGUACGAGGAUUGAAGGAGCAAGUGGAUGUUUUGAGUAAGAAAAAGGAGGAAGAUCUAAUGUCGUUAAAAGUCCAACACGACAAGAUGCUGCAGCUUGAGCUGGCGGUGCGGGUGUUGGAAGCCAGUAACGUCGACGCCGGCCAUCAACUGGCGGUUGCACGGGCGUCCGUCGCGGAGUUGGAACGGCAACUUGACGCAGCGAAAGACGAAUGCCAGCUUAUGGACAUGGCAGCCACUGAAAGCCGACUGCAGCAACAGGCGCGGCUGAACGACCGCCUCGGUAUGGAAAAGCGAGUGGUGCAAGAACAACUGUUGGAUUUGGACAUGGCGACCCAGAAUUUGAUGGAGGAAAAGCAACUGCUCCAACAAGUCGUGACGCGCUUGAACGACAGGUUGAAGUUGCAGCUGGAGUUGCUCACGAACGUUCCCAGCAACGAGUCAAGAAACAGUAUGACCAAACACGAGUGGGCAGAGGCACAAGCCCAAUGGCAACGGCUGCAAGGGCAGUGCGACGACGCUGACUGGCAGCUCCUUCACAUGAAAGAACGACUGGACGAGAUGGAGUCGUUGAUGAAGGGGGGGCCUUCUUCCUCCAAGCAUGCGGCGGCAGCUAAGAAGCGGCCUGCCAUGGCCCAUAGGAAGCAAUCCCCAUUUUCAGACGCCAUUGCAGCCGGCCAACGGACCGUGGCAGUGGCCGACAAGCUCCAUCAGCACCAGUCCCCGGAGAUCGAAAGCGAUUCGUAUGCUGCGGCUUUGGCUAAGGAAAUGAAAGCCAUGAAGGACACAUAUGAAGCCAAGUUGCAGGAUCUGCAUGCAGAAUUGAAGCGCGUGCAGAACAUGCGCUGCGAGCACACGGCACGCCUGCAACGAGACCUUGCCGACGACAAAGCCAAGUACACAUCCAUGCGUGGGACCCAAUCAUUUGUAGAUGAGCCAGCUAGAGGAAAAGUGUAAAGGGCUGGAGCAGGAGUUGGCCGCACACCUGACAGCCAUCCGUGACGAGCGCGACGAAGAAAUUGAUCUGAUUUGUCGGUCAAGGGUGGAGCGAGACGGGAAGGCCAAGGUCGCCGUGUUGGAAGCGCUCUUGGAGUGCCGUGCCAAAGCGUGCAGCGAUGAACUGCAGCGACGUUCCACAGCGCACAACUCGAUGCGAAAGCCAGCUCGAAGCAAGUCGUAAACACAAUAACAAACCAUCGCAUGCACGCUUCCA
This is a messenger RNA of Aphanomyces astaci, 3698 nucleotides long. RefSeq lists its product as hypothetical. The record is from RefSeq and is a predicted model, not a curated record. NCBI's taxonomy places the organism in Eukaryota, Oomycota, Saprolegniomycetes, Saprolegniales, Verrucalvaceae. The transcript is spliced from 12 exons. The coding region runs from base 50 to 3442 and encodes 1130 amino acids.